Molecule: messenger RNA, 8073 nt
Organism: Didymodactylos carnosus
Lineage: Eukaryota; Metazoa; Rotifera; Eurotatoria; Philodinida; Philodinidae
Source: the annotation of a GenBank genome assembly
AUGUUGAUCUUGCAAAACUUGUGUUAUGACCGAUAUUUAAAUCAACGUCUUGUGUUAUUUCAAUUAUCUCGUGCAUUAGCAAAAUGUUCUUCCAUCACAACUACUGAGAAUAAUUCUACCUUAAAUUUUCUACUAGAAUUAUGUCCGAUUGGUAUUAUCGAAAAUAACAUUACCAAUCUUCAAUUUGAUGAACAUUUAAUUAACGGUUUAUUGGCUUUAUGCUUAUUAAUCUCAGAAUCACCUACAUCAUCGUUCGUUGCUCCAUCAGUUAACUGUUUAAGAUUAUUUAUUCAAAAUGUACUCUUCUCUUUGACGUGGAAACCAAAAUAUUUUUAUCAACACUUUCCCAUUAAUAAUAACAUUCGUAAAAAUGUCUCGAUUUCAACAACAAAUUUAUUUUUACACGAUCUUCCUCAAUCAGAAAUACUUAUUUUCUGUAUACAUAUGGCACUUAGCGAAGUAGCUGAACAUACAAAACAUAAGAGGCUAAUUAUUGAUAUACAUGAAACACAAAUACCUUUUCGAAAUUAUUAUCAACCUAAAACACAGUAUUCACCUUCAAAAAUAAGUAGUCAUAGUGCAGGUCUGGAAACAAAUGAUUAUCUCCCACACACAUCAAUAUAUCAAACUCAUACGACAACAAAAACAGCAACAAAUAAUGAUUUAAAUCAAAUCAAAUAUGAUUUAUUGUAUCUAAUUUAUUAUUUAAUGGGUAGUUUAAGAAGUUGUUGUAGAAGAGGUUUGUUAAAUAUCACAACACUAUCACAUUUAUUGUAUCCGAAACGAUAUGAUUUGGAUAAAACAACAAGUGCAACUGGAGAAUAUCGAAAUCCAUUUGAUUUAACAAUUGAAUCACCUUGCUUAUUAAAAGAAAAGUCAAAUCCAACGCAAGUCUAUAUGGAUAAUCGUCCGUAUGCUCGUCUAACAUUGUUAAUGUACGAAACACAUAUUCGUUUGAAUAAACGUAAAAUUGAACUGAAUGACAUUUUUUUACAAUCACCAAAAGAUUUAUUGAUUAGAACUUUAUUCGAUCUACCAUCAUCGAGUUAUCCAACUGAUUCUUUAUGUAAUAAAUCAGAUGAUUGUUCAAAUUACAUCAAAGAUUUGCGAGAAUAUUCUUAUCUGAUGGAUAAAAUCGUUCAGUUAUGGUUUGAAUUAAAUGAUUUAUUUUUUAAUGAAAAGUUUGUGCAAACAAUCGAUUAUUUUAUACCGUUAAAAAAGUUCAAUUAUCCAUUUAAUUGUAAAAAUUUGAGUUCAUUGUUAAUACAAACAACUCUCGGCUUUUUUCGUGACAUAUUUUUAUUGUUUGAUUGUGUUCCACAAGAAUUACAUGAAAAUGUUACAUUUGUCUUGGAUAAAAUUAGUACACAGCGUUUGCGAUCGUUUAAAUACAAAGUGAGUUUGAAUAGUUUACAUGAUUUAUUUCAGUUUGAUGAAAGUAAACCGGACACAACAACAAUACGCGAUAGAGAAGAGAAUGAAAUGAAGUUUAAAUCUGAUGCCUCAUCGAGUAGUAAACAAAACUCAUUGAAAGAUGAGUUCACACCAAGUUUAAUCACGACGAGUACGUCAAUAUCGACAUCAUCUAAAACUACAACGCCAUUUCAAACUGCUGACUUAUACCAUCCACAUUCAGCUACACCAACAUCACUAUUUCAAGCUCCUGAAGAAGUUAAUUUAUCCGAUCGAUUGAAGGGCUAUAAACAGUCGCUUUCAGCAUCAAUGCUACCAAACAUGAAAAUCUAUCCUAAAUCGCUAGAUCGAUCUUGCAAAGAUGAACAACAAGAAUUGGUAUCAAAUGGUUCGCAUUCAUUAACGGAGUCUUCUGUUCAAAUUGCAUCUAAUCAGAUAUCUAUGAAACGAGAAGCUCUGAAAUUUAAUAAAGUCGAUGAGAAUGAUGGUUUUCACCAUAUAUCUGAAAAUAAAAACGAUAAUUCUCAACGACGUCAUAGAAUUAGAAAUAUAUUUGCUCGUCUUCAAAAAUUUAAACGAGAUCAACAAAACGGUUCGACAAAUAAAAAACAAGACAUACCAGUAUUAUCCACUGAUGUUUUCGAUCUACCUCAAUUUUGUACGAAAUCUGUUCUAGUCAAUUCGUCAAUAUCAUCAACCGUUGAUAUUUGUGUUAAAGGUUCCGAUGAGGUAAUUGAUCCUAUUGAACAACCAGAACAUCAGCAUCAAGAAUCGAUUGUCUUAACAGAAGAUGAUUAUUGGUGUGAAGCAUGUAUUCAAAUCAAUUUGUUACAAAUAAAAUAUUUCCUGAUACACUCUUAUAAAGAUGAAAGUAGAAAAAUACAAUGUUUCGAAGAUAUGUUUCGACAAAUUGAGACUAUUUUAACAAUUCAUAUUUAUUAUUAUCAAUCGUCAUUAAGAGCACAAGUAUUACUUGUCAUUGGUAUGCUUCAAACUCUUGUGCUCAUUGUUCGUGCCUAUAAUCAAUAUUCUCAACGUUCAAUCAAUAUCAUACAAUCAGUUUUUAGUCGUAUCUCUAAAAAUUUUAUGUAUUUAUUAAAAAUAACUGAUGCAACAUUUUUGUUGAACGUCAGUUGUAUGCGAACACGUUUAUUAGAUCGUUAUAUCAAAAGGAUCAUUCGAGAAAAACAAGCAUCACUAGCCAAACUACGGGAAGAACAACGAAAAUCGAAUGUUCGUUUAUAUAAAUCGAAUCAUUCCUAUUUAUCUCCCAAACUGUACAGUCCAUAUCACAAAAUGAGAUCGAGGGCGAAAAAGAAACUAAUGAAUGCUCCAAAAGAUGUGACCUGUGCUUACACACUCGUGAGAAAUGCUGUAACUAUAUCAUUGCGUUCAAUUAUUGAUCAUACAAAUCCAAAACCAAGAUAUAUUCUAUGUCCACUAUUUGAUUAUAAAUUUGACACUAAUAUUCCUCAAACACCCAUAACUAACAUCAAAGAAAAGUAUCGACUAGGUCAAUCGAAUAAUGAACUAAUACCAGUACAACGAAUAGACACAGAUCCACUGGUAUUACCAUUUGCUGUUCAACAAAAACAAGAUUAUCAUCAAGAGAUUGACUACUUUUAUAAACAUGUUAACUUAUCUACCAAAAGCAGUUUAUUUAGUGAUUUAAGUAUACAGCGUUCAUUAUUAUUGGAAUAUUUAAUUAUUGAUCAAACUAGUUUAAAUUUAACAAUUGUAGAAAAGUCUUUAUAUCUGACAACGAUUCAUACACUUGUUGAUAUUAUUCGUCAUACAUCAAAAUCAUUAAUACAGAAAUCACAAUGGGCUAUAACAAGUCAAAUACAGCAAAUAUUGACUUUACCAACAGAUGAUCUAUUUCGAGAGGCAGAAAAAAUUGAAGAAGAGAAUGGUAGUAACACACAGUUAAUAUCAUUGCGAGUGAAGCGUGUGCAAUUAAUUGAGCCGAAAACGAAGAACAAAUGUCAUAUACAAAUAAAAAAUCAAGAACAAAGACUCUUUAGUCGUUCAAUGGCAGCGUUAUUGAAUUUAUCUGUCAUUAAUUCAAAACCCUCUCCAUUAGAAACAUCAAGUGCAUUAUUAAGAAUUUUAUUGGAAUUAUUCAUUAGUCUAGUGUUGUUGGUAUUUAACGAAUUAAAAACAUUACAAUGGUCUAAAUCGUACUUAAUUCGAAUCGGACAAUUGAUACCGGCUAUCGGACAUGUAACACAGUCAAUACUGUUAUCACAAAUCGAUUCGAGAUUAUUACGAUUAUUUAGAGAAUUUUGGCUAGUAUGUGCGUUGAAUAAAUUUACAGAGAAUGAUGAUACUUUACAUACGAAUUGUAAAUCCACUAGUAGCAACAUGAGUAUAGCUAGAAAUAAAUUCAAAAUUAGACAAAAAAAUGCAAAUAGAGACGACAUCCAAUAUCCUGUACAAUGGACUUACUGGUUAUCACAAAUUGCCCUAAAUUCGCCCAUUCUUUGUGGUGAAAAUGAAACCUUAAAUGAGAUUGAAUCGAUGGCAUUAUUUAAACCAGAAUUAUUAAAUGAAAUAGAAAUUUGUUCAUUGCGUAAAUUAACUGUGAAUAAAUAUGUUAAUUUUGGUCAUCUACGACGAACAAUUAUCGAUCGCUUACCGUAUGGUCAAUGUUGUUUUCUUCUCGCCACAAUGGCAUUGGAAACACAACGUUUUAGAGAAAUGUCAAAUCAUAAAACGAUUAUUUCUUGUUUUACCUAUUUAGAACGUAGUACAAUAUUAGAUUCACAUUCAUCUUUAUGGCAUUGUUUAGCUACAUACAUCUCAAAUAUAUUUGAAAUGUAUAUUAUCGACUCCAAACAUCGACAUCGUACAUCAAAUUGGGAUCAAGAUAUAAUUAAAGUUAGCCUAUUCUUAGCCGUACGAUCGUGUCAUCUUAUUAGACAAAUACGUUUAUUUUCAUGGCACUGCUUAAUUCGAUUAUUUUCGAAUGAUGUCUGUCCACAUUUAUUUUGGAAUUAUAAUGUACUGUCAUUUUUCACGCAAUUAUUGAGAUUAUUGUAUAGAAGUAUAAACGAAAUUCAUAUUAGCCAAUCUCAUCAGUAUGUAACAGCUCCGAAUACAAAAUAUUGGAUACGCUUUUUUGAUAACAUGGUAGAACGUCAGCUAUUGCACAAACAAUUUGAACAAUUUUUUAUUCGAAUAUUAAUGCAUAACAUCGCAUUUGUACCGCUUACUACAUUAUCUCAUAUUCAACAUAUUGCAUACAUAUCUUACAUUGUCGAUGAAAAAGUAUUAAUGGAAUAUAUUCUGGAUUUAACAAUGAAAACCAUCGUCAAUUUUACAUCACAACCUUUGCCUGUGAAACCAACAACAUCAACAUUGUCUAUAGCAGCAAAUUUUUUACUGGAAAAAAACAAUAAAAAAAGAAGACCAACUUCAGCGUUUGAUGAUGAUACAGUACGUUAUCCGCAUCCGAAAAACCACAUUAGAAAUACUCCAGAUCAAACUAAAAUAAAUGGGAAUAAUGGUGUUGGUUUGACCCAUGAUGAAUAUCUCAACGAAACAUUAAAAAAUCCAAUUAUUAUUGAUAAUAUAAAUGAUAUACAAUACGAUAUAUCUUCAUCCACAUUUACUCUUUUACCUGCUGGAAUCGUGAAAUCUGUCACAUCAUCAUAUAUUCCAAAUAAAAACUUUUUCCAUAAUGUCCAUGACUGUUUUAGUUCAUUUGGUUAUAUUGAUAUGCUACGUAUAAAAUAUGAGAAUGAGUUUUUAUUAAAACAGCUAAAUCAACAACAACAACAUGAAGCACAAUCAAAAAUAUUAAAAGAACCUUUACUAAUAAAACAGACAAUAACGAAAGAUAAACAUGCACAAUUUUUAUUGCCUUCCCGGUCACCAUCGUUCGCGUCGCCAUCAUCUGUCACUGAACGAUCUCUGUCAUACACUUCAUCCGCUCAAUCGUUCCGCUUAGAAGAGGGAAUGAAUUAUCAGUAUGAAUAUUGUAAUUUAAAUACAUAUAUUAAUAAAUCCAAUGAAUUUCCUAUCGAAAAAGACGAAUUAAAAGAUAAACAUCCAUCAUCGUUGUUAUUUGAAAAAUAUACGAGUAGCAUAACGCGUGAUCAUCUACCCAAUAAUCAAAUAAAAAAGUACAUUUUUGAUCAAUUAUCUAGUCUAUUCGAUCUCACGAUAAAUAAAAUAAAAUCAAUGAACAAAAAUAUUGCAAUUAUAAAAAAUCAAAAUAAUGAUGAUACAACAUUGACAAUGUUUGAUAGUUCUGGCACACUUUCAUUAUUUCAUAUGGAUCAAUAUGAAAAAUUAGAUUUAAUUCCAAUACACAUCAUUUCGUUUCGUCUCGCCGCUGCUAUAUCAUCGGGUUUGAAUACGACAAAUGAGCGUAUAUUAAUUCGAAAAAUAGCCACUAUCCCACUACAUGUGUUCACUUAUAAUUCGGUUGAUUCAAUGUUAACAGCACUCAUGUUCGUCAUAUCAUCACGACCAAAUUUAACAUUAGUAGUAUUACGAGAAAUAUUCGAAGCAUUUUUAAUGACAGCUAAAUUAAAAAUGGGUUUAUUCUCAAAUAUGAGUACGCCGAACGAUGAAUAUCAAUUUUUAUAUCAAACAUGUAUGAAUAUAUUACCGCAUACAACAUAUUCUUUUGAUUUAGCACAUCGUCACUGGCUAGAUUUUGUUUUUGAACGUUUACGAUAUUCAUUAAAUACCAACGAUGAUGAAUUAGAAAUAAUUGGAACAUUUUUUAUUCAAUUAUUACGUCAUCAUAAAAUUAAAAUAAAUUAUUCUGAAUAUUAUGCAUCGACAUUAUUUCGUUUAUUAUCGAUUGUUUUAUCAUUAUGUCAAAAUGAGCGUACAGAUAAUUUAACAAGUGUAGUGUUAAAAAUUGAUGUUUAUGAUUGUAUAUUUCAAUAUUUUUCUAAAUUAAAUGGUCAAAAUUUUCCGAUAAUGAAUAGUACACACACAAUUGAAACGAUCAAAACUUUGAUCAAAUUUAUGAAUUAUAUCGAUAAGGAUAAAAGAAUUAAAUAUAAUGAAAUUAUUCCAAAAUUAGGUAUAUCACUUAAUCAGUGUCGUAUAUUAUCUUGUCUGUUAUUAUCAUGUGAAAUCGAACAUUUUUUUCAAUAUUUAUCUCCUCGAAUUGAUAUUUCUGAUCAUAAUUUUGUUACAACAAAACAACUAUUUCAACAAGAACAUUUUGUACCGGUAAAUGUGGCCACAUUUAACUCAAAUGAUUGGAAAAAAAUUGUUCAACUGUGUACUCAAAUAUCAUCAACACUAACCAUUAACGUGCGUUUAAGAUUUAGUCACAUAUUGGCGGUACGUGAAGCAUUUGAACAUCAAAUCGAUUUAUCUAUAUGUUUAUUAAAUUGUCCAUUGUUGAUUAGUUCACUUUAUUCCACGUUAUUAAAACCGAUAUAUCAUCAAAAUGCAUUCACCAGUUCAUCAUUUGAUGCGUAUUGUGCUCUAAACAUGGUUCUAACAGGAAAAUGUACUUCGACUUCGAUGCUCAUGGCUGCCAGAUUUUGGUUGAACGUUCAUCCAUUUUUUAUUCGAGACUUUCUUUUAUUGAUAUCUUACUCGUUAAAAUAUGAUCAAACAGGACUAUUAAAUGAAAUUAUUUCUCUAAAUCCAAACAUCAUCAUUUCGUCCAUCGACUAUUAUACGUGUACAUGUUUAACAUCAAAUGAUGCUUGCUCACAAUGUUAUCGUUUACAAAUAAAAUUACAACAAUCUAAAACAUUAUCAACGACUUAUUCUACCAUAAAUUCACUCGUCAAUACAACCAAUUACACCCAGAUUUUAUUUCAUUAUCGACAUUCAACAAAUCAUUUGUAUCCACUAUAUAAUUUUUUACAAAAUCUGUUUGGACACAUUUAUCAGUUAAAUUCGGCAUCUGUAUGUAGCCAUUGUUACAAAAUAUUAACGUAUCAAUCAAAGCAAUCAACAAAUAGGAAAAAUAAUUUGCUAUGUCUCGAAGUGCCUUUUGAUAUUAUGUCAUUGGUAGAUUUUGAACAAAAUUCCAUUGAUAUUAUUGAUUAUUACACAAUAUUGGCUAGAGAAAUGACAUUAAAUCACUUAUUUGAACAAAAACAAAAGAUAGCCAGUCGAACAAUCGUACAAACAACAACAACAAACAGUGAAAAAGAUCAUUUUUCUUUUCUUCAACAAACUUUUUUAAAAUGCUAUUCAUCAUUAACUGUAUUUUCUUAUAUAUGUCCUUUAAUUGAUUUAAAUAAUCGAGGGACAAUGUUUACAUACGAUGGGCAUAUUGUACCCAUUAUUCGAACUGAAGCAAUUGAUAAUAUAAAUAGUCGAACAGCACGAAAGAAAAGUGAAAGUCAACUAUUACCACUUUAUGCAUUGUUGAUGAUGGGUGGUGAUGUGAAAACAUUACUUUAUGAAAAUUAUGAAGAUUACUGUGUGAAGGCCUACAUGGCAUUGUUAUCUUAUAGACACCAGUUAUUAUCGUUGUUAAAAUGGAUGUCAUCUAUUCCCGAAUAUCAACAUAUCCAUUCGUAUAUCACAGAUAGAUUAAAUCCAAAUCAAAAUGAAUAUAGUUUAAUACACUUAUUUUUAAACACGCUAAGAUUAUCAACAGAAGCGUACAGAAAAAAGGAACUAAUUGAAUAUAGUGAAAAAUAUGCAAUUUCUACGGCCUAUAAAUAA